AUGAAUUUUUGCCUUAAAAAUUACUUUAGUAGUAUCAAACAUUAUCGAAAAAAGCUAUAUCAAUUUUGUGAUGAAAAAGAGUAUAUAUAUAAAUUAACACAUGAAUAUAUUUACAAGCAUAUUGAAUUAAUAAAAUAUAAUAAAGAUAUAUUAAAUGAAAAAGAAAAUGAAUCUUAUAUAUAUAUAAAAAAUAAUAUUAAUGUAAAUAAAUAUGUUGGAAAAAUAAUAAAUCAUUUGAAAGUUAAUAAAGGAAAUUCAGGUCUUAUAUAUUUCUUACCAACAAUUGUCGAUAUAUAUUUCUUUAAUUAUUUCCAAUUAAAUUAUAAAUAUAAAUUACUUUUUUUAUAUAACAUUCUGAAUAUUAAUAAGGUAAAAUGUUUUGUUUCUACUAACGAAAGUAGUAUAGAAGAAAGAAAAAAAAAAUUCUUAAAUAAUUUUUGUAAAAUAUUAUUAUAUAAUGAUAUUUAUUCCUAUAUUAAUCAAGUCCACAUAAUUUAUAUAAAAAAAUAUGUUCAAGAAGAAAAACAAAAAGGAAACACAAAAGAACAACAAAAAGACAAAUCAUACAAUUUUUUAUAUCAAAAUGAAGAUAAAUAUAGAGAUUAUCAAAAUAAUAAUAUAAUUCCAUUUUAUAAAAAAAACAUAUUAGUUCAUUUAUUAUCUCAUAUACACAAUGCUAAGGAUUUAUGUAUUUUCUUGUUUAUAGUAAGGAAUAUAAAUGCUAUUCAUUCAUUUUCUUAUGGAAAAUUAUUAGACAAGGUAUUGAAGAAUAUAUAUUUAUUUAUUAUAAAUGGAAAUAUAUUAAGUGAUACACAUAUAAAUAAUUAUAAUUAUCAUCAUAUAGAUACACAUAAAAUUGCAUCUUAUAAUCAUCAAAAUAAUAAUACACAUGACUAUUAUUAUGUUGACAAUAAUUUGGUGUAUCAUAUAAAUUCUUUAAAAAUGAGAGAUAUUAUAUACAUCUUUUAUCAACUGCUUUAUUUGAAAAAUAGAGAUAAAUACAUAUUUAUUUUUAUUAAAAUUUUAAACAUAAUAAAUAAAAUUUUUUUUUAUAUAAAUAAAACAAUAGAUAAUAUUAUAUACACAAAAUAUGUAUUAGAUAUAUUACAUAUGUUAUACUUAUCAAAUACAGAUAUAGAACAAUUACUUUUUCUAGUUAAUCAAAAUAUAUAUAUUCAACAAUUUUUUAUUCCUUUAAUUUUAACACACUUUUAUUUUAAAGCAUUUUCUGAACAUAAUAAUUUUAUCACUCUUAUUUAUUUUAAUAAAUUAUUUAAAAAAAAUUAUCUAUACAAAAAUAAUAUAUUAUUACCAAUAGAUAUAGUACCUCUUCAAAGUAUUAUAUCAUUUUUUAAAAAUUUUAAAAAAGUAGAAACUCAAAAUUAUUUCAAUACCUUUUAUCAAAUGUUGUGUAUUAAGUUUUUAUUAAAAAGGGGGGCAGAAAAAAAAAUACAAAAAAAAAAACAUGAUUAUGAUGAUAAUCAAAAUAUAAAAUAUUUAUAUAAUUAUAUAGAUGGUUUUUAUCAUCCACUUAAUAUUAACUAUUAUAUAUUCUAUAAAUAUAUUAUAAACAAAUUAAUAAAUCAUUCUUUUAAUUUAUAUGUAUCAAAAGUAGAGGGAAAAAAUAAAUGUCUAAAAGAAAGUAUAAAUUAUCUAUUUGGAAAAUAUCAAGACAAUUAUAUUUAUGAAUUUACCAAAUCAAAAUAUUUUUAUUAUAUAUACCUUAAAGAGGUCAUAAAAAGAACAACGAAAAAAAAAAAAAUAAAUAAAAUAAAAUAA
Messenger RNA from Plasmodium adleri (nom. inval.), 1779 nucleotides. Its product is annotated as conserved Plasmodium protein, unknown function. NCBI's taxonomy places the organism in Eukaryota, Apicomplexa, Aconoidasida, Haemosporida, Plasmodiidae. Bases 1 to 1779 code for a protein of 592 amino acids. The record is from RefSeq and is a predicted model, not a curated record. The transcript has a single exon.